AUGAUUAAUAAAAUUACUAAAAUCCCAGUGUCAAAAUUAUCAUCUGAAGAAAUCCAAAAACAACUGUUAAAUUUGAGCAAUUGGAAGUAUUCAAAUAAUGAAAUUUCAAAAGAGUAUAAGUUAGGGAAUUUUGAAGAAACAUGGGCUUUUUUGAAUCAAAUCUCAUUAAGAAGUCAUCUUUGGGGGCAUCAUCCUACAAUUACAACGACUUAUAAUCAAGUUAAAAUAACAUUAACUACACAUGAUGUUCAAGGUGUGAGUGAUAUUGAUAUCAAAUUUGCUAAAAGAAUCGAAGGAUAU
Messenger RNA from Hansenula anomala, 300 nucleotides. It is a transcript of the gene MCO14, whose product is annotated as 4a-hydroxytetrahydrobiopterin dehydratase. NCBI's taxonomy places the organism in Eukaryota, Fungi, Ascomycota, Saccharomycetes, Phaffomycetales, Wickerhamomycetaceae. Gene Ontology annotation, molecular function: 4-alpha-hydroxytetrahydrobiopterin dehydratase activity. Gene Ontology annotation, biological process: tetrahydrobiopterin biosynthetic process. The annotation marks the transcript as partial. The transcript is spliced from 3 exons. The record is from RefSeq and is a predicted model, not a curated record.